GCUCCGUGUGGGUGACUGAGGCACUUCUGUUUGCUGCGAUGCCUGAGCCGGCCAAGUCCGCUCCCGCGCCCAAGAAGGGCUCCAAGAAAGCGGUGACCAAGACGCAGAAGAAGGGCGACAAGAAGCGCAAGAAGAGCCGCAAGGAGAGCUACUCCAUCUACGUGUACAAGGUGCUGAAGCAGGUGCACCCCGACACGGGUAUCUCGUCCAAGGCCAUGGGCAUCAUGAACUCCUUCGUCAACGACAUCUUCGAGCGCAUCGCCGGCGAGGCCUCGCGCCUGGCGCACUACAACAAGCGCUCCACCAUCACCUCGCGGGAGAUCCAGACGGCCGUGCGGCUCCUGCUGCCCGGCGAGCUGGCCAAGCACGCCGUCUCCGAGGGCACCAAAGCUGUCACCAAGUACACCAGUUCCAAGUAAAUAUCCGUUUUAAAGACUUAACCCAAAGGCUCUUUUAAGAGCCACCCAUUUUCUCAGUAAAAGAGCUUUGAUUUCUGUUUUAUUGAUAGCAUGUUCUUGAUAAUUGUGAGAAGCGUUCAAUGCGAAUGGUUGAAAAGCCCUAGUAUAAUUUACCAUUCGGAACACAAACGCCUAUUUCUGGUCCCUACUUGUGGUCAGUGCACUUACCUCUUUAACAGCUUUCUCUGCCCCGCUGAACACAGCGGUUACCGUUGAGCCUUCACACUGCCUGUUGUGUGUGCUCUCUUGCAGACUGCUUCGAUUACCGGCUCUUUGCAGGGCACCUUCCCUGUGCUGUCUGCUUCCUGUGUGCCAUCACUCAAAAGUCACUGUCGUCUGAAAUGAGAGAAAGGGGAAGUGGUUACGGUGCUUACUUUCCCCGAGUCGGGCCGAUUUCAGCACUGUUCUAUUCCUUCUCACUCUUCUUAUACCAUGAACUUCUGUUAUCAGUCAUAGACAUAUACCAAUAUAGCUUUAAAGUCCCUUAAAGACUUUAAUAAGUAGUAGAGACAUUCCAUUCGUCUUCCCUGUAGGAAAAAAUCCUCCGUUCAAAGUGUACAUCUUAAAUGAUUAAUUGAGCUAUUUCCUAGUUUUUCUUUAUUCUAAGGUUCCUAAUACAAAAUCCUUAAUGAUUUCAGAAAGGACUAACAUCCAAAUAGGUGAGGUCUAAUCGCAAAUUCACGAUCGCGAUUCUUUAGCCGCUGAUGCCCCCCGAUGGGCGUUUCUGAAGUUUCAUUACGAAGAUGUGUUUUAUAGCAUCGGGUUAAGACCUCAGGCUCAGAGACACAGGAAAAACUGCAAUAACCGAUGAAAAACUGGUCCCUAUGCAAGCAAGGCUCAGAAGACAGUGAAGUUAAAUAACGUUCGGAAAA
Molecule: messenger RNA, 1330 nt
Organism: Chroicocephalus ridibundus (black-headed gull)
Lineage: Eukaryota; Metazoa; Chordata; Aves; Charadriiformes; Laridae
Product: histone H2B 1/2/3/4/6
Exons: 1
Coding region: 39-419 (126 amino acids)
Cellular component (GO): nucleosome
Molecular function (GO): protein heterodimerization activity; structural constituent of chromatin; DNA binding
Source: RefSeq, a predicted model, not a curated record